Messenger RNA from Sinocyclocheilus grahami, 1782 nucleotides. It is a transcript of the gene ncoa4, whose product is annotated as nuclear receptor coactivator 4. The transcript is spliced from 8 exons. Gene Ontology annotation, biological process: intracellular iron ion homeostasis; response to hormone. Gene Ontology annotation, molecular function: transcription coactivator activity. The record is from RefSeq and is a predicted model, not a curated record. The annotation marks the transcript as partial. Lineage: Eukaryota; Metazoa; Chordata; Actinopteri; Cypriniformes; Cyprinidae.
UGUGCCUCUGCUUACUCACAGGUGAAGUCUCAGCUGCACAGCUGUAUCAGUAGACAUCUGGAGAUCCUUCGCUCUCGUGAGGUCUGGCUGCUGGAGCAGAUUGAUCUGGUGGAGCAGCUCAAAGGAGAAACUUUACAUCAGCAGCUACAGCAGCUGCAUUUGCUCAAAGGCCAGUUUGACGUUCUCAUUCAUCAGCUGGAGUAUUCCAGUAGUAACAAUCUCGCCACCCAGCUCACCAACUGCCUGGAAAAGCUUUCUUCUCUCAAUCUGACUCCUGACGAAAGCCCAGAGAUGAGUUUCCAAGCAGAUGCACGCAGCUUGCGCCAGGCGAUCACAUCCUUUGGGACCAUUUCUACCCAGCACAUGGAGACCUCAAACUCUUCUGAAAGACCAUGGCUUCUCCAGGACUGCCCAGUUUCUUGCAAGAAACAGAAAUUAGAUCCCGAAUGGGCCACACCUCUGGCUGAGUGGCUUCUAGGAAACCGUUCAGUAAGCAGCGCUCCUGUAGGACACCCCCUCAGCACAGACCCCCAAGACUGGCUGCUUGUCUCCAAGGAAUCUCAGGAAGAGCGACAGUUACCUGCCUUUGACUUCCAGAAAGCUUGGGGCCAGCUUCAAGACCUAGAGUCGUGGCUUCUGAAGGAGAAAUUGCCAGUUCGUGAGCGAACCUGCAGCGGAAGCUCAACCUUCUCGAUUGAGAUGAUCGAGGAAAGUGACCUAAAUCUGGAUGAGGUGGAAGUGGAAGACCAGCAGGACAAAUGGGAUGACGCUGUUGAGGAAGAAGAACUCAGCAAGUGGCUCUUCAGCCCAAGCCCGGUCAAGCAAGAUAAGACAAGCCCGGUGUCAGAUGCUGACCGCUUCAAGCAGAUCAUCAAACCCUUUUACGAGAGCUUCUCCCUUAGCGAUUGGCUACCGAAAUCCGACUGCAGCUCUUGCUGUGCCACACGCACCACUGCCGUGGAAAUCGAGAACCUCGGAAAGCUCAAGUGCCUAAAGACUCCACCUUCAUCCACUGCCAGCACUCCAAUCACCAGUCCAGAAACCAUCGAGAUGUGGCUUCACAAGACCAUCCCUAUUGAGACCACCUGCAAAGCCAACGAGACCUGUGCCAGCUACGCUCAAUGUGUCUGUGAUGACAACUGUGGAAAAGAGGCCCUCAGUGCUUGGCUCCUCAAGAAAGAGGGUCGAGAUAAGAAUGGCGUUCCUGUUAAUAAGAACGCCACAAACAAAGCCUCCAGCCAGCAGCAGGAGCAGCAGCAGAAGGUUCAAGCCAUCCUAGAGGCGUGGCUACACCCGAGCAACAGUGCCAAAUCCCCUGCCCUGUCGUCCCUCUCUGCCUGGGUGACCCCAUACAUCAAAACCUCAGACUCUGAGAGCUCUGUCCAGGAGCCUUUGCAGAACUGGCUUUUGCCAGCGAUGAAGCACAAAAGCACAACCACUGAGACGCCAAAGAGCGAGAACACUAAAGCGCAAGACAACAAAGACAUCGAGGAGGACAAAUGGCUUCUACGCAAACGGGCCAGUGCACAGGAAAGGCUAGGCCUACCCACAGUAUGUGACCUGUUUUCCUGUAUGAAGCUCAGUGGGGACAAAGAGAAGUGGCUACACCAAGCAGCUACACAGAUAUGAAUGCAACAUCCAUUGGCUUUUGGAGAUUUGACUCGAGCGUGGUUUCAUCGCUGAUUAUUGCACAAUAUUUUUUUCUUCAGUGCUCUUUAGGGAUUCAUUCUCUCUGUAAUCUUCUUGAUUGAAAGGGUGAUCUGGACUAAAGGUCCUGUCCAG